AGUUAUUUCAAUUCAAACAAAAAUGGCGGCGCCCUGUGGCCCACCUGUGUUGUCGGACUGAAAGAGAGUUUACAGCAUUAAAAUCAGGUGUAAUUUCAGAGGAGGUAUGGCCAGUGCAGGAAAGCCAGGUAAAAGGGCCAACAAAAAGGAAACCAAAAGGCAUGUUCCAACCAAGACCUCCUUCAACUCACCAUUCACUCCAAAAUGGAGCCCACUUCCCCAAGAAGACAUGCAUUUCAUCCUGAAAACCCUGAACGACAAGCUGGUUUCCACUGGUCUUGAGAAGAAAGAGGUGAAAGUGUUUCGCCCGUGGAGGAAAAAGAGAGACCCGAAACCUGCUGCCACAUCAGAACCUGUUCCUCAGGUGAGCCAGGAUGCACAGGUGCAGGAGUCUUCCAAAAAUGGCUGGACGGACGUGGCAGCCAGAAGACAACUGGCCAUUGGCAUCAACGAGGUCACCAAAGCUCUGGAGAGGAACAAGCUCAAACUGUUGCUCGUGUGCAAGUCUGUCAAACCAAAACACAUGACGGAUCACCUGAUAGCGCUGAGUGCAACGAGAGGAGUGCCGGCCUGCCAGGUGCCUCGGCUGAGCCAGAGUGUGUCGGAGCUGCUGGGCCUGAAAAGUGUCCUCGCACUGGGGUUUAGACGGUGUGCCUCCAAAGAUGACGAGGCGUUCGCUGACAUUGUUGAUGCCAUUGCACCCAGGGUGCCUUCACUGGACGUUGCGUGGCUACAAGGUGUAGCACCCAGUGUAACACCUGAAGACCCCACUGACAUGGAAGAGGAGGAAGCUGGCGGGAAGAAGGGCCAAAAAAGGAAGCUUGAGAGUGAAUCUGAGGAGGUCACAGAGUCGGCCUCGUCCUGCGCUCUGCAACCCCUCAAAUUGAAAAAAAUAGUUGCUAACCCUGAAAAGAAAAGUAAAAGAAAGGUGAAGUCGUAGCCAGCUGAAUGAAACACAAAUUCUGCCUAGAUGUUUCAGCUCUGUGGCUUCCAAUGUUUUCUGGCUUUUGACAUCUUGAAAUGAGUCUACUCGGGACCCCUUUGUUUAAGGUUAUGGCCUUAAUCUGGACAUGAGUCAUUUUUCAAUUCCAGGCUUUUUCAUUUGAAGAAUUUUUAGUGGCCCAAAGAGGUUAAAAAGUCUCACAAAAUAAAUUUGUUUUGUUGAACAUCAAUGUUUUUUUUUUAUCCUUUUAAUUGUAUUAUUAUUAUUUAUUCAGUUUCCUUCAUUUCAAAGUCAAAAUAAUUAAUGAAUAAGUGGCUGAUUAGUAGAUAAUGAAUAUAAUUAUUAGUUGCAGUUUUUACAUUAAAUUUAAAAUUAUGACAACUUUAUUUUUUGCAUCUUAUGUUAGUAUUGCUUUGUAAAGCAGAUGGCUGACUUUCAAAUUAAACAGAACAAAAUAGAACUUUUUGGUGUAAGUGAAAAGCGUUAUGUUUGGCAAAAGGAAAAUACUGCAUUCCUGCAUAAGAACCUUCCAUCUGUGAAACAUGUCGGCAGUAAUAUCAUGAUCUGGGCCUGUUUUGCUGCAACUGGGCCAGAGAAGAUUGCCACCUAUGAUGGAACAAUGAAUUCUGAAUUAUACCAGCGAUUAUAUAGAUGAUGUCAGGACACGUGUCAGUAAACUGAAUCUCAGAACGUGGGUCAUACAGCGAGACAACAACUCUACGCACACAAGUCGUACUACCAAAGAAUGGUUAAAGAAGAGUAAAGUGAAUAAUUUGGAAUGGCCAAGUCAAAGUCCUGACCUUAAAAAAUGUUGUUGAAGGACCUAAAGCGAGCAGUUCACAAGGAAACCCACCCACAUCCAAGACUUGAAGCUGAUCUGUAAAGAAGAAUGAGCUAAGAUUCCUCAAAUCGACAUUUAGUUGCAGUUAUUGCUGCACCGGGGGGAAAGCAAAGGUUCAAGUAUAACAUGUUUUUCUCAUUUGUUUAAUUGUUUAAUGUACUUCGUGUGACUUGUGUGAAAAUCUAAGUAUGUUUUAGGUCAUAUUUGUGCAGAAAUAAAGACAAUUUUAAAAAGUU
Micropterus salmoides (largemouth bass) is the source of this 2020-nucleotide messenger RNA. RefSeq names its product ribonuclease P/MRP 38 subunit (gene rpp38). The transcript is spliced from 2 exons. Gene Ontology annotation, biological process: tRNA 5'-leader removal. The record is from RefSeq and is a predicted model, not a curated record. Gene Ontology annotation, cellular component: fibrillar center; ribonuclease MRP complex; nucleolar ribonuclease P complex. Gene Ontology annotation, molecular function: ribonuclease P activity; ribonuclease P RNA binding. Bases 107 to 940 code for a protein of 277 amino acids. NCBI's taxonomy places the organism in Eukaryota, Metazoa, Chordata, Actinopteri, Centrarchiformes, Centrarchidae.